This is a messenger RNA of Symbiodinium natans, 4152 nucleotides long. The record is from the annotation of a GenBank genome assembly. NCBI's taxonomy places the organism in Eukaryota, Dinophyceae, Suessiales, Symbiodiniaceae.
AUGCUGCCUGCUGCACGAGGCUGCAACACCUACGAGCGCGUGGAGAUCGAGAGGUGGCUCGAGACGACCACUGAGCCGAGGGAUCCCUAUAGCAACAUCCCGCUCCGGAGCAAAGACCUCCGGGAGAAUGCGGACCUUCGCGAAGGGAUCCGGGAGUGGAGUGCGCAGAAUGCCGAGCACGUGAAGCAGAUGGCCGACCUUCAAAGGCAGCUCCGCGACGCGCAGCUGGCGCUGGAGACGGCCCGCAAGCACGUCCCAAAGCGGUUCGUGUGCGGCCUCUCGAAGCAGGUGAUGAAGCGGCCGAUCCGUGCAAGAGACGAGAAUCUCUACGACGAGACGGCCUUCCAAGAGUAUGUGCGAUUAAGCGAGACUUCCGGACAGCUGGUGUCCCCGGUGACGGAGAAGCCCAUGGAACCAGGCUAUGACCAUGAAGCCGAGUUGGAGGAGGAGAUCAGGCGGUUUCUGAAGGAGAACUUCCCAGCAAAGGAGCCGGCUUGGAGGCAGAGUGUCGUGAAGACUGCAGACGACGCUCCAGCCGAGUGGCCAGCCUUGAUGAGCACGAGGUUGAUGAGCCCCAGGACAUUUGCGAAGCAGGCAGCGAUGACGGAGGCGGCGUUUCACGGCUCCGUCUCGUUCGAAGAGGGCUCGGAGAUCAAGACCGUAGUGAGCUUUCCCGGGCAGUACCAGGAGGACUGGCAGUGCCUCGUGCGGAGAUCGGUGAAGCGCAGCGCCUUCGAGAAGGAUGCAACGGAGGAUCCUGGCCAGCCCUGCCGGCACUACGUCUCAGGCAGCACCGCCUGUGUGUUUUUGCCUCAGGGGAGCAAGUUCUUUGGGGGCCACGUGCCCAACGAGGAUGGCACUUCGGACGUGUGUUGGUGCCAGGAUCUGUACGAGAAGAAGCAGUCCUUCGGCUGCCGGUGGUUCGAGGAGUGGCGCCUCCGUCUGCAGACCGCGGUGGAGAGAAAGCACACCCUGGUGGUGGUGUACAAGGCAGGCCAGAAAGGCGUCGGACGAGUGGGGCUGGCGUGGCCUCCUCGGAUCGAAUGCAGCGCGGCCAGGCGGGGGGACGCCGGGCUGGGCGUCUCGCAGCGCGGCGAGGUGGCCUGGCUCCUCCGCCACGGCUUGGCUUUUGAGGAGGAGGACAUCGACGACUACCGGAGAAGGCUGGCGGCGGACAUCAAGCUCGAGCUGAAGGAGUUGCAGAGCCCGCUGCCCUCCUUGCGUGACAUGCAGCCGCAGUUCAUGGCCCACCUCGACCUGGAACUAGACGGCCUCAGAGAUCGCAUAGCAGAUGAUUCCCACGCUUUGGACGACCAGGGGUCGCUCCACAGGCUCAGCGUGCUGUUCUCCGCGUUGGAUGAGCUGAACGACGUGUUGGUGGCCACCUUGGGCAGUUGGAGGGCGCCGUUUCUGGUGGUCUUCGGUGCCGAGAGCGUCGGCAAGUCCUCGCUGCUGCAGCGCCUGAGCCUGCUACCCUUCUUCCCGACCGACAAAAGCCGCUGCACGAGGAUGCCUGUGCGGCUGGAGAUCCGACGGACGGCGACACCUCAUCCAGCCACGAUGCAGGUGUGGAAUGUCGCGGAGCAGAAGUGGGACGGUCCGGCGCGGAGCAUCUCCCUGGAAGUCAGCGAGUCCCAAAUCCACGGGGAGAUGAACAAGCUUGUGGAAGAGGCGGCUGGCGGCGGCGAGUUUUGCCUUGACAAAGAAAUCCACAUCAAAGCCAGCUCCACGACCUUGCCGCCGAUGAACUUAGUGGACCUACCAGGCUUGGUUCAGGCCGAUGCCGCCCUGGCCACGCAGACACAGCAGCUGCUGCAGAGGUACACGCAGGAUUCGCAAGAGCAGGACAUCUUCCUUGCCAUCGUCCCAGCUUCGGAGGCACCUGCGAACUGGGCGGUCAUGCAGCUGAUCAAGGACAGACACCUCGAGGAGCGCACCAUCGGGGUCAUCACCAAGUUCGACAGGCUUGGCGAAGAUGAGCACGAAGAUCUAUUUCCAAUUCUUCGGGGAGAGCAGGUGAAGGGUCUCGUGCCAUUGUCACAGCAUGGCUUCGUCGCGGUGGCGAACGUGACCAAGAAGCGAGAGCCUGGCGAGAGCUUCACGGAAUGGAUGGCGCGCAAGGCGCAGCUGGAGAAGGACAAGUUCGCCAUCGACUUGGAGAUGAAACCAUUCGUGGAGAAGCAGCAAGCCACCAUCGGGGCGGUUGUCCACAGCAUCAGCCGGGGCUACAGCUGGCACGUUGCCCACAACUGGCUGCCCCUCACGGCCAAGCGCCUGCUCGCCGUGUGGACUGGCUGCUGUGAGGAGCUCCUGAAGAUGGGGCUCCCCUUCGCCAGCGGGCAGCUGGAAGGAGCCGCCCUGGCGAAGUUCAAGGAUGCCGCGACCCGCGAGCUGAAGCGCCGGCUUGGUUUCGUUGUCAAGCGGGCCCACGAGCUGUUCUGGAGCGCCGCCGCGAAGCCCGUCCAGGAUUAUCUCAAGAAGCAGCUGGAAGCCCUUGCGUGCCAAGAAGUGAAGCUGCUGGAGCUUCCAACGUUCUUCGAGACGGCGUGCGAGGACAUCGUGGCGAAGUUGCCGCCGCUGGAGACCUUCGCCUCCGGUCUCCUGGAAGAGGCGCUGGCGGCUUUGGGGCCGCAGGAGGAGGACGCCUUUCGGCUGGAGCGCCUGCCGUGCCUCGUCGAGGAGCUGCAGAAGAAGCUGAGGGAAGCGCAGCCGCGCCUGGACGUGGAGAAGGCCAGAGACGGCGUGGCCAAGGUCCUGAGAUCCGCUUUCUUCGAGCAGAAGCACUUGAGGAUGGAGGCGGGCCAGGAUAGAACGGUGAAGGUGUCCUUCGAUGCCGAGGCGCUCGCAGCCAGGUUCGAAGGUGCUCUAGUCAGCGCCUUCGAAGGCUUCGGCUCGGAGAAGCAGAUCGAAGUCGAGGUGAUCUCUCCCGCCGUGGAGGCCACGCAGUCCGUGCCGGAGGCCUGCUUGGAGCUGCGCCGGCAGGUCUUCGCCCAUAUGGAGACGUGCGCGGAAGCACUGGAGAAGCUCGUGAAGACCAGGACAUCACUCGCGGAGUCCCUGGAUUCCUCCAGCAAGGCACUGGAGCCAAGGUCCAAAGUCUUGCAGCAGUGGCUCCUAGGAGAGGCCGUGCCCCGAGCGUGCGAAGCGAUCUCGGGCGACAGCCCAAGCGACCAGAGCUUCCGGUCCCCUGCCUGCAACUUCGUCACCUCCGUGCUGAACGAGAUGGUGGAGCAGCGGCGGCUGUGCCAGCAGCAGGAGGAAGAGGUUGCGAAGCUGGCGCAGAUGGCGCCUCAGGAGUUCGAUGCAGCACUCUGCCCUCCGAUGUCACACGAAACACACGCUGCAACCGCCGCCGCUCUGGAUGGGAAGAUCUACGUCAUGGGCGGCUUUUUCACCAGACGCGCGGUUCAGGUCUUUGACACGGCGAGCGGCUCCUGGGGCGGGGCGCCCGCCCUCACCUGCGAGAGAUGGUUUGCUGCAGCGGCCGUGGUCGGGAAUCGCAUCUACAUGACGGGAGGGUGGGAGGGCAAGGGCAGUCAGUCUCGGAGCUCCAUGGAAACCUGGAUCCCCGGGAGCAGUGAGGGCUGGAGGCCGGGCAAGAAUCCAAAGGCUCGCAGGUCGGCGCACGCAGCCGUGGAGCUUGCUGGCAAGCUCGUCCUGCUCGGAGGCCGCGAUGGACAACAUCAGUGGCUCAAGCACGUGCAGAGCUUCGACCCAAGCAGCCAAACCUGGCAGGACCUGCCGCCCCUGCGCGAGCCGCGAGCGGCUCUGGCGGCAGCGACACUUGGAGGGAAAAUCUUCGUGGUGGGCGGCUACGACGGCAGCUCCGUGCUCUGCUCCGUCGAAAUCUUCGAUCCGGCCGAGGGCAGCUGGAGCAGCGGGCCGAGGCUGGGCCGAGCCAGGAACUCACACGUGGCGGAAGCGGUCUCGGGGCGCCUCUACGUUCUGGGGGGCGACACUUCCGAGGCCAUACGCUCCACUGAGGUCUUCGACCCCAGCAGGGGCUGCUGGGCCGAGGGCCCCACGCUGAAACACCCGAGGGACAUGUCCGCCGCCGCGGCCUGGGACAAAACCCUUUACGUGCUGGGCGGUUACAGCUUCCACCCGGACGUCUCCGAGACUGCGAAGUCCGUGGAGGUGCUGCCGAGCUGA